GGAAUGUCAAACCUUUAUCAUGGGAAAUUAGGUGUUAUACAUAGAACCACCGUAUUCGCCGCGGCAACAACCGUCUCCGCCUCGCUCGCGGUACCUUUUGUCCCUGCCGCCGCCGCGCCCAUGGCUUCACCGACAUCAGGGUUGAUGAAUCGAUCCAAUGGUGUUUCUAUGUGCAAUACAGACUAAUUCUUUCAAUCUCUUCACAUUAGAUGUUAUUCCAAGCUUGUGCUAUGUUCAGGGAUGUCAUUUAUAAUGCAUUUUUUGAACGAAGUGGAGCCCCACAUUUCAUCACUAAUAUCUUGCUUCUCUACAAUCACUUCAGAGAUCUUCAGCUUCACGGCAUUCAGACAGUUAUCACAAAUGUUCUUUGCAAUAUUCUUCUUUCAUGGUUCUGAAUAUCUCCUAGCACUUUUCUUUCAUGGGAAAAACAGUGUAACUCUUGAGUCUCUUUUAAUCAGCAAAAGUUAUGUUUUGGCCAUGGUCGGCUCCCUGGUGGAGUACUUAGUUGAAAUUUAUUUCUUCCCCGAGAUGAAGGAACACUGGCUUAUAAGCAACACAGGUCUUGCCUUGGUAGUUGUGGGUGAAAUAUUGCGGAAGCUGUCUAUUAUAACUGCUGGAAGAUCCUUCACUCAUCUAAUACGGAGAUCUCGUGAAGAAGAUCAUGUAUUGGUCACUCAUGGAGUCUAUAGUUACAUCCGACAUCCAAGUUAUUGCGGCUUCUUUAUCUGGUCAGUUGGUACUCAAAUAAUGCUGUGUAAUCCGCUAUGUACGGUGGGAUUUACAGUAGUCGUGUGGCGCUUUUUCCAGCAGAGGAUACUAUAUGAGGAGUAUUUCUUGAGGCAGAUUUUUGGUUCUCAUUAUGUGGAGUAUGCUAGACUAACGGCCUCUGGGAUCCCAUUUGUAAAGUGAUGAAUGAACUUAUCCUCUAAUUGAUGUGGAUCACUUGCCUGUGGUCCGUGUAACUUCAGUUUCGACCAUUAAUCUUAUUGCAGUGUAGGCUUGUGGUGAGAAGCAACUUCAGAAAUACUCUUGUCAUUGCAUUAGGUGGUUCCGCAAAACAGGUCUCUCUGUUGCCAGGCUUGUUUUCUUCACCUUAUGUGGUUGUGUUCUAUGGCGUUUGAAUACUUUUGAGUUGCAUUCAAGAUUAUCUGCCAAAUUAUUAUAAUUCACAUCUCGUUUGUAGAUUUCUUAAAUACAUGACAUGGGAUGAUUGAGCAAUGAUAUUGAGAAUCUUGGGGAA
This is a messenger RNA of Salvia miltiorrhiza (redroot sage), 1240 nucleotides long. RefSeq names its product protein-S-isoprenylcysteine O-methyltransferase A-like. Bases 241 to 909 code for a protein of 222 amino acids. The record is from RefSeq and is a predicted model, not a curated record. Gene Ontology annotation, cellular component: endoplasmic reticulum; membrane. Gene Ontology annotation, molecular function: protein C-terminal S-isoprenylcysteine carboxyl O-methyltransferase activity. Gene Ontology annotation, biological process: C-terminal protein methylation. The transcript is spliced from 3 exons. Lineage: Eukaryota; Viridiplantae; Streptophyta; Magnoliopsida; Lamiales; Lamiaceae.